CAUUCAUCCCACGCAUCUCGAACAAAGUCGGAGGACGAAGAGCAAGAAAAAGCAGAGACAAAAAGAGAUCCCUCUUUCCAAUGGAGUUUCGAUUCCUCGAUUCGAGUUCCGCGGUUCCUAUGGGUUGAUUCUUCGCAUCCAUUUUUCCGGCCAAAGCAGCAGGAAAAAACUUUAAUGAUUCCAGCUUUCCAUCGUUUUCUCAUGGAUGGAAAGAGGCAAUGAUUCUCGCCAGUGGGCGCGCUCGAAUUUCCAGCUUUUCUCCCAUUUUAGAGCGCGCCCGAGGCGAAGAAAGCGGAAGCGGUUUCCUCACCAUUCGUCUUCCUCCUCCUCCCAAAUCAACAGAUUGCUCAGUUUGUGCUAAACCUGUUCCAUCUCUAGUGGAUUUCUGAACAGUCAUCAUCUCCUGAUUGGAUAUGGGUUACCUGAACAGUGCUUAUGAUGAAAGGAUUCAGGGGGCUGAUUCUUUCAAUGGGGCAGCACUACAGAAUGGAAGAGAGAUCCUUAUCCAGGCUUUCAAUUGGGAAUCUCAUAAACAUGAUUGGUGGAAGAACUUAGAAAGGAAGAUUCCUGAUAUUGCAAAAUCUGGAUUUACAUCAGCAUGGUUGCCGCCGGCAACUCAUUCCUUCUCACCUCAGGGUUACCUACCGCAAAACCUCUAUUCUCUCGACUCUUCAUAUGGGUCUGAGUACCUAUUAAAAGGUUUACUUGAAAAGAUGCAGCAGUACAAAGUGAGAGCAAUGGCUGACAUAGUUAUUAAUCAUCGUGUUGGAACUACUCGAGGCCAUGGAGGUAGAUACAAUCGUUAUGAUUGGAUUCCAUUAGCAUGGGAUGAACAUGCUGUCACAUCUUGCUCUGGUGGAUUGGGAAACCUAAGCACUGGUGAUAACUUCCAUGGAGUCCCAAAUAUAGAUCAUUGUCAACCUUUUGUUCGAAGAGAUAUUAUUGGGUGGCUGCAAUGGCUUCGAAAAAGCGUUGGAUUCCAGGAUUUUCGUUUUGAUUUUGCAAAAGGUUAUGCAGCAAAAUUUGUGAAAGAAUAUGUUGAAGAGGCAAAACCAAUAUUUUCUGUUGGGGAGUAUUGGGAUACUUGUAACUAUACUGCUGGACCUCGCCUGGAUUACAAUCAAGAUAGUCAUAGACAACGGAUUAUCAAUUGGAUAGACAACACGGGAGGGCAUUGUGCCGCAUUCGAUUUCACAACGAAGGGUAUUCUUCAGGAAGCUGUUAAGGGAGAACUGUGGCGUUUGCGUGAUCCUCAAGGAAAGCCCCCUGGUGUCAUGGGUUGGUGGUCUUCAAGGGCUGUCACAUUCAUUGACAACCAUGACACAGGGUCUACACAGGCUCAUUGGCCUUUCCCCUCUGGACACAUUAUGGAGGGCUAUGCGUACAUACUUACACAUCCCGGAAUACCCACUGUAUUCUAUGACCAUUUUUAUGAUUGGGGUGAUUCCAACCACAACCAAAUUGUGAAGCUGCUGGACAUUCGGAGACAUCAAGAUAUUCACAGCCGUUCUUCAAUCAGAAUUUUAGAGGCCCGUCCGGAUCUCUACGCUGCAAUCAUUGGGGAAAAAGUAUGCAUGAAGAUAGGAGAUGGCUCAUGGUGUCCAAGUGGACCAGAAUGGAAACUAGCAACCAGUGGCCACAGAUACGCAGUAUGGCACAAAUAAAUUUCCCUAUAGCGGGAUAGCUAGCAUUAGUCAGGCAUGAAUAAAGUAAACAUACUCAUAUAACACAUACACAAACGUGCUUGGCUGAUCAUAUAAUCUGUAUGUAAUCUGUUGAGCUUUCAUAGUAGAAGGCUAUGACACUCCUACAAGCAUCUGUAUCAAUAAGGGAAACCAAAACAUCCGUUGUUGUUGUAUUUUGUGCUAGUGAUGAGUUCACAAGCAGCUUAAAGAAUAGCUUAUCUGAUCUUUCCUGGAAAUUACAGCUCAAAGAAUACUUGUAUUUCAUCGAGUAAGAUGCUGAUCAUAAGGACUGACAUGAAAUGUGCAUGCUUUUACUUU
Magnolia sinica is the source of this 2003-nucleotide messenger RNA. RefSeq names its product probable alpha-amylase 2. Bases 414 to 1664 code for a protein of 416 amino acids. Gene Ontology annotation, biological process: carbohydrate metabolic process. NCBI's taxonomy places the organism in Eukaryota, Viridiplantae, Streptophyta, Magnoliopsida, Magnoliales, Magnoliaceae. Gene Ontology annotation, molecular function: calcium ion binding; alpha-amylase activity. The transcript has 13 exons. The record is from RefSeq and is a predicted model, not a curated record.